Molecule: messenger RNA, 1569 nt
Organism: Colletotrichum aenigma
Lineage: Eukaryota; Fungi; Ascomycota; Sordariomycetes; Glomerellales; Glomerellaceae
Exons: 2
Coding region: 1-1569 (522 amino acids)
Biological process (GO): carbohydrate metabolic process
Cellular component (GO): beta-galactosidase complex
Molecular function (GO): beta-galactosidase activity
Source: RefSeq, a predicted model, not a curated record
AUGGAUCCUCGCGGCCCCCAUUCGAACAUCGUCUUCAAAGACGGCGUGUUCCAUCUUUCUGUCGAUGAGAAACCCUUCCUCAUCUUGGGAGGCCAGCUCGCUGCCUCGUCCACUUCCUCGACUGCGUAUAUCUCCCGUCUUUGGGAGCAGCUUCGCGAUACCGGCGCCAACACCAUAUUCGCGCCCGUCUCGUGGGGAGUCAUUGAACCUGUUGAGACAUCCUACGACUUCUCAGCUCUCGAUGCCCUCAUCGCUCAGUCAAACGCCAAUGGACUGCGUGUAGUGAUCCAAUGGUUUGGAUCGCUGAAGGGAGACCCGACGGACAAUCUGUCUGACCACGCCCCCUCUUGGAUCAAGCUUGAUUCCAACCGCUUCCCGCGCGCUAAGAUCCGAGACGAGGUGGUCGACGACGACGGAGAGGUCAUCGGUCAGACCACGCGCACCAUCGACGCCGUUUCAAUCUUCAACCCGGAGCUCGCCCGAGUCGAGCAGCGAGCGGUCGCCGCUUUGGCGAACCACGUCCGAAAGGUUGACCUGAAGAACACCAUCAUUAUGGUUCAACUUGCGGGCUGUGUUGGCCUUACCAGAGACACCCGGGACUGCAGUCCCCGAGCAACCGCUGCGUUCGAUGCAGAUGUCCCUCGGAGCGUAAUUGCUCACUUUCGAGGAUUAGGCUCGGCCAUGGCAGCCAACGAACGAGUGGCCUGGGACCAAUUGGCACUGGAUGUGGAGGCUGCCGAGAGUCUGUUUUCAGGCUUCCACUUCGCCAAUUACGUUGACGGUCUGGCAGUCAUGGUCAAGAAGGCCAUCAGCGUUCCUGUCUUUACUACCGUGCCGGUCAAGCGCGUUCUACAUGGCGCCCCUCGAACCACCGGAACCGUGGCCGUUUGGAAGACGUUCGCCUCGCACAUCGACUUUUGGGCCCCCAGCGCCAGUGACGCCCCAUACCACGACGUCUGUCAGACAGCCGCAGACAACAAGCACCCCCUGCUGGUCACCGACCAUCCCCGAAGCCAGGGCCGAGCGGAAGAUAUAUGGACUGCUUUCGGCAGCUACGGCGCCAUUGGUGUCGUUAUCAAGGACCUGGAGAAGAUCGCUUCCGCUCCGUCGCAAGUUCCAAGGUCCUUCAAGCUGAUCCGCGACAUCUCCCGCACUCUUCUCGACGCUCGGUCUGCCCACCGCAAGACCAUCGGCUUCAACCUGAGACCCGCCAACAUCUCAAGCCUCACCACAAAGGCGUCCGUGACCACUGCCCUGUACAGCCUCCAGGUCACCAUCGAGCGUCUCGGAGAUGGAAACCACGGCGGCGGCUGUGGCUUGCUGAUCGAGCAGCCCGGAUCCAAGAUCCUUCUCAUCGGCCACGGCUUUCAGGCCAAGGCGAAGUCUGUCUCUCCUCGCGAGGUAUUCACCCGAGUCCUCGAAUUCAUUAAGCAAGAAGUCGAGGCCAACGGUGCCCGUCGCUCGCUUCGUCACUUCUGUGGUGAGGAGACGAACAGCGGCCGCGCUGCGCGUAUGCCUCCCAUCGAGCCGAUGAUCGCGGUGGUUCAGUUUUACACCCUCAUGGAGUAA